This is a messenger RNA of Lacerta agilis (Sand lizard), 2421 nucleotides long. RefSeq names its product myotubularin related protein 7 (gene MTMR7). Bases 353 to 2329 code for a protein of 658 amino acids. The record is from RefSeq and is a predicted model, not a curated record. Gene Ontology annotation, molecular function: phosphatidylinositol phosphate phosphatase activity. NCBI's taxonomy places the organism in Eukaryota, Metazoa, Chordata, Lepidosauria, Squamata, Lacertidae. The transcript has 14 exons. Gene Ontology annotation, biological process: phosphatidylinositol dephosphorylation.
CAGCACCUGACGGGAGGCGCUUGUGCUUUGGUUGGAGAUGGGGGCCAACGGGAACCCGGCAGCCUCUAGGGCCUGGUGGCUUCCCUCCAGCCGGGAAGCCUCGGGCUCCUGUGCGCCUCGGAAGCCGAAAAGAGCGGCAUGGCAGCCGCUGCAGGAGGCGGAGCCAAGCGCUGACCUGGCGGCAUCGGAAACAGAGGCACCUUCUCUGGGAACCGCUUUCCAGCCAUCCCUCCCCUUCCCAGUUUUCCUCUGUGUUGAGGUAACGGCACUUAAGUCUUCAUAAGGCCCUGUGACCCCCUCGGCUGUUGCGAGGCGUGUUGUGUGAGAGAGAAAUCCCAGGGAUCCUGUCGCCAUGGAGCACAUCCGAAUGCCCAAGGUAGAAAAUGUCCGCUUGAUUGAUGGAAUAUCUUCCAAAAGGGCUGCAUUAGGGACACUGUAUCUAACAGCCACUCAUGUGAUCUUUGUAGAAAAUGAGUCAGACACCCGUAAAGAGACAUGGGUUCUUCACAGUCAAAUCUCUUCUAUCGAAAAGCAGGCUACAGCGGCUACUGGUUGUCCUUUGCUGAUUCGCUGCAAGAAUUUUCAGAACAUCCAGUUCAUCAUGCCUCAAGAAAGAGAUUGCCAUGAUGUUUACAUAUCUUUAAUCCGUCUGGCACGCCCAGUUAAAUAUGAAGAGUUGUACUGUUUUUCCUUCAACCCCAAACUAAACAAAGAGGAGCGAGAACAAGGCUGGAAUCUGACAAACAUGAAGGAAGAGUAUAAUCGGAUGGGGGUCCCAAAUAAUUACUGGCAGCUCAGUGAUGUCAAUAGAGAUUACAGGGUCUGUGACUCUUACCCCACUGAAGUGUAUGUGCCGAAAUCAGCCACUGCCCACAUCAUUAUGGGAAGCUCUAAAUUCCGCAGCAGGAGGCGUUUCCCAGCACUUUCAUAUUACUACAAGCAGAAUAACGCUUCCAUAUGCAGGAGUAGCCAGCCUCUCUCAGGCUUCAGUGCCCGAUGCCUUGAAGAUGAACAGAUGCUUCAGUCGAUCAGGAAAGCAAAUCCAGGAAGUGAUUUCAUCUAUGUUGUUGAUACACGGCCAAAACUCAAUGCAAUGGCAAACAGAGCAGCUGGGAAAGGAUAUGAGAAUGAAGACAACUACUCCAACAUUAAGUUUCAGUUCAUAGGUAUUGAGAACAUCCAUGUCAUGAGGAGCAGUCUCCAAAAAAUGCUGGAAGUUUGCGAGCUGAGAUCUCCUUCGAUGAGUGACUUCCUCUGGGGUUUAGAGAACUCAGGCUGGUUAAAGCAUAUCAAAGCCAUCAUGGAUGCUGGCAUCUUUAUUGCUAAGGCUGUUGCUGAAGAAGGAGUGAGCGUUCUUGUUCACUGUUCUGACGGAUGGGACCGGACAGCUCAGGUUUGCUCCGUAGCAAGCCUUCUUGUAGAUCCAUAUUACAGAACUAUGAAAGGGUUUAUGGUAUUAAUUGACAAAGACUGGGUUUCAUUUGGCCAUAAAUUUAAUCACAGGUAUGGCAAUUUAGAUGGAGACCCAAAGGAGAUCUCUCCAGUUAUUGAUCAGUUCAUCGAGUGUGUUUGGCAGCUUAUGGAACAAUUUCCUUGUGCCUUUGAAUUCAACGAAAGGUUCCUAAUCCACAUACAGCAUCACAUCUGUUCGUGCCAGUUUGGGAACUUCCUGUGCAACUGUCAGAAGGAAAGACGAGAGCUGAAGAUUCAAGAGCGGACUUACUCACUUUGGGCUCACUUGUGGAAGAAUCGGGCAGAUUAUGUGAAUCCGCUGUAUAGGGAAGACCAUAAUCGGACCCUGCACCCACAGUCUGCACACUGCCAUUUUAUCUACAAGUUCUGGAGUGGAAUGUACAACCGCUUUGAAAAAGGGCUGCAUCCUCGGCAGUCUGUUACUGAGUACUUAUUGGCAGUGAAGGAAGAAACACAACAGUUGGAGGAAGAGCUACUGGUCUUGGAAGAGAGAUUGGCCAGACUUACAAGCGGGCAGUUGAAUAAUGGCGAGAUAAAGAAAAAACAACAAAAUGGAAGCAACGACUUUGGACAUUCUACUUCCAAUGACAGCAUCGCCAACACUCCCCAGGAUUACACAGGCAAUCUGAAAUCCUUCUCCUCCCGGAGCCCAUCACAGGGAGAUGAAGAAGACUCGGCCCUGAUUCUUACGCAAGAUAACCUGAAAAGCUCUGAUCCAGAUCUCUCUGCCAACAGUGAUCAGGAGUCAGGUGUGGAGGACAUGAGCUGCCGGUCCCCAAGCGGAGGGGGAUGUUUGCCCAGCGAGGAUAGCACCAAAGACCGCGAUUCGGACGAAGCUGUUUGUCUUACUGUCUGAAACGACAGCCAGUCAGUAGGUGACAAAUAACUGCAUGUUGAAAGAGAGAAAAGUCCAAAGAAAUAAGAGUUGUGCACUUAAGGCCCAGAUGU